CGCUGAGCGUCAGGGAAAGGGGGCGGUCACGUGACGUGCUGCGCGGCGGCCAUCUUAGAAUCGGCGGAGAAUCCGCAGCGACGGCGACGACGACGACUGAGAGGCGGAGACGGACUUUCCUGAUUCACCGGAGAUCUGUUUCUCUUAGGUGGUGGUGAGACAUCAGGUCAUCAGAAUAAUACUCUACAAAGCUAUUUUUAGUUGUAUUGCAGUUUGAUUUGCAUCUGGAAUCCUGUCCUGACGGAAACUAGAAAGGACACGGAGUUGACAUCCACAGCUUUCUGAUGCCCUAGUCUCUAUGGCUGCCAGCGCUCGACUUCGAGUCAGACGCUGUCCCCACCAAAAUCUGAACUAAAGCAUUAACUUCAAGCACAGGUGCUGAGACCAAUUGUAGUAACCUCUCCCCCCAAUCAUCUUUGAAGACAGUGUGUAACCAGCUGAGCUACUGGGGAAAUUUGAAGUAAGCCAGAGUGUUUUGUAAACUAUAAAGGGAAUUACCUUCAGACCCAUUCAUCUGUUGUAAUAGCCACUCGGAAGAACAUAUCUUGGGGAGUCUCCAACGCCGGUUGUAGGUUGGGGAAUCUGACCUGUGGUUCAGGUCGUGAGCUCUCAGGUCUCAGAGCGUUUGCACUAGGUUUCACCCUUUAAAAUGGGGCCACAGCAAGAAAAACUUGGGGAAGGACUAACAUAGAGCUGUUUGUCAGAAGACAAGGAAAUGGCAGCAGAGACGCAGACGCUCAACUUUGGACCUGAAUGGCUUCGUGCAUUGUCCAGUGGUGGAAGUAUUGCAUCCCCACCUCCUUCACCUGCAUUGCCAAAAUACAAACUAGCAGAUUAUCGAUAUGGAAGAGAGGAAAUGCUAGCACUUUAUAUGAAAGAUAACAAGGUUCCCGAAGAGUUGUCGGACAAAGAAUUUCUGGCUGUCUUACAAGAUGAGCCACUUCUGCCUUUAGCACUUGUACCUCUUACAGAGGAAGAGCAGAGAAAUUUUUCUAUGUCCGUGAACAGCUCUGCAGUGAUGAGGUUGAUGGGGCGGGGAGGAGGAGCCCCAUCAGCAGGGGUUGUCAGAGGCCGAGGCAGUACAAGAGGCCGAGGUCGAGGAAGAGGUGAAAGUGGUUACUACCAAAGAAGUUUUGAAGAUGGUGAAGGGGGGUUUGGCCGUGGAGCGCGUGAAAUGCUGCGAAGUCAAAGCUGGGAAGAAAGAGGUGACAGAAGAUUUGAAAAACCUGGACGGAGAGAUGGAGUACGGGUAGGGUUUGAGGAAGUAGCUCCCACAUCACGCAAGCAGGAUUUUGCACGUUCUGACAGUGAGAAUUGGCGAGCCAUUCGAGAAGAACAAAAUGGUGAAGAGGAAGACGGAGGCUGGAGGACAGCCGGAGCAAGAAGAGAAGGCGAAAGGUGGCGGCCCCCGAGUCCAGAUGGUCCUCGCUCAGCAGGCUGGAGGGACCAUGCUGAUCGGCGGCGACGGUUUGACUUUGACUUCCGGGAACGAGAUGAGGAGCGUACCUACAGAAGGGGCAGAACAGGUAGCGGAAGCUAUGAGGAUGAGAAGGAUAAUUUACCCGAGUGGUGCCUAGAAGAUGCAGAAGAGGAAAUGGGGACGUUUGAUUCAUCUGGAGCUUUCAUGUCAUUAAAGAAAGGUUCCAAAGAACCAAUUCCUGAAGAGCAGGAGCUGGAAUUUCGAGGAGUAGAUGAGUUGGAUGAACGACCAGAAAAUGAAUAUGAUAUGGAUUUCUAUAAAGAGCCUGAUAGGACUGAAAACGAGGAUGCAGACAAAACAGAUCUUCCAGCUGAGGUUUGCAAUGGCAAAAUAUCGCCAUCAUGCUCAUCAUCCUCUCCAUCAGAGUCACAGGCCCAGGAGGUUUUUCUCGCGGUACCAGAAGAGUGUGAACCUAGUGCGCACAGGGCAGAACCUGACAUGGUGGACUCUGCAUCAGAUGCUCCAGGACAGAGCAAACCUGCUGAUGAUGCUGUGAAUCUGGGCCAAACUGCUCAGCUAAGCCCUGCAACAGUGUCCACAUUAUCAUCGUCCUCGCCUUCCUCUUCUCCUCCCUAUCCCAGCACCGUUGCCGAAUUUGCACCAGUGGACAAUGACGACGAUGAUGGGAUGAAACGUUUUGAACAGGAGGCUGAGAAAAUGGUGGCGUCCCUACACGACAACUCACUGGACGAUGAACGAUUUGUUGAGAUGAUGCAAGAUCAGAGGAAUCGAGCUGCUGCUGCCUUACCCCUCUCUCAUGAGGCAGCCAUGAAAUGGUUCUAUAAGGAUCCGCAGGGAGAGAUCCAAGGUCCGUUUACGACGCAGGAAAUGGCUGACUGGUUCCAAGCUGGAUAUUUUCCCAUGUCUCUCUUGGUUAAACGGGGUUGUGAUGAGGGCUUCCAGCCUCUCGGGGAUGUGAUUAAGAUGUGGGGAAGAGUGCCUUUUGCUCCUGGCCCCUCUCCUCCACCAUUGCUGCGUGUCCCUUACUCUGUAAACCAUCAGCCAAGCAACCAAGAGAACGGACAAGUGGAAUUGUGGUCUCCUCACAGCCCUGCUGAAAAUGCUACUUUAUGUCAGCAGGGCGAUAUGGACCAGGGGAGACUGAAAAAGCAGCGGGAGUUGGCAGCUGCCUUGUACCAUCAGCUUCAGUACCAGCAAUUUCUGCAACUCAUAAACAGCCGGCAGCAACUAGUGCAGUGUGCACUGCAGCAGAAGGCAAACAUGACACCCCAGCAACAGCAGCAACUUGUGGUGUUCCUGCAGCAGAUCCAGGCCCUCAAAUCAAGGUGUGCAGAGCAAAAUUUGAUUCCUGCUAUCAACAGAUCCAUGUCAGUGCCUGAAACUGGGUCUCUGUGGGACCUUCCAACUUCUGCUUCGCAGCCCUCAGGUUGUGAUGCAGGGAGCUUGUGGGAUUCAGCAUCUCAGGGUCCUCUGCUGGAACAAAUUCAAAAACUAGAGCGAGAGAAAGCUACAAAACUAAAGCAGGAGCGAAGAGACGCCGAACUCAGGAAUAAAAGGGAAGAGGAUGACAGAAAACGGCAGGAUGAAAUCAGGUGGCAAGAGGAAGAACGUAAACGUCGGGAUGAGGAUGAGCUAACUAGGAGGAAGCAGGAGGAGGUCGUUCGAUUUCAGAGGGAACAGCAGGAGGAGGUUGCCCGGCGCCAAAGAGAAGAGGAGGAUCGUCGACAAGAGGAAGCCCUGAGGCGACGUGAUGAAGAAGAAAGACGGCAGAUGGAGGACAUCCUCCGUAAGCAGGAGAAAGACAGGAGGCAACAGGAUGAAACGCGCCGGUGGCUGGAGGAAGAGGAGAGCAGGCGCCAAUUGGAGGAGGAAGCCAGGCGAAGGCUUGCCGAGGAGGAGGAACGGAAACGAAAGGAAAUGGAUCUGCAGCUUCAGCGGCAGCAGGAGAUGCUGCGACACAGGCAGCAGCAAGAGGCUCUGAGGCGUUUACAGCAGCAGCAGCAAUUAGCACACAUAAAGAUCCCCUCUUCUACUUCAUGGGGGCAGCAGUCCAACUCGGUACCACCACUUCAGAAAUUGGAGGAAGAAAGGGAGCGACACCGCAGGGAGGAGCAGUGUCGUCAGCAACAGGAGAUAAUGAAAGCCCUUCAACAGCACCAGCAGCAGAAGUCACCUGGCUGGAACAAUCUCCCCAAGCAGUCAAUGUCUGUCAAGUCGUUAUUGGAGAUGCAGCAAGAGCUGCAGAAACAGCAACAGCAGAGGGCACAGGCACGAGCACAUUCCAGUAUGCCUAUGAACAACUCUUCAGUGUGGGGAUUGCCUGGCCAGUGGGGGUCCGAUAUGAGCAGCAUGUGGAGCAUGCACGAAAAUAAGAACUCUAACAUGAGCCUUUGGGGAGACGAAGCUGUGAAGAGCACAGGCCCUGUGAUUAGAAGUGCUGGACUAAAGAACAGCAGGAGUAGUCCUUCAUUGAGUGACUCAUAUGGAAUUCCUACCAGACCAAGCAAAAAGAAAACUGAGGAGGAGGAAAAGUUACUGAAGCUGUUCCAGGGAAUGAGCAAAACUCAGGACGGCUUCACUCAGUGGUGCGAGCAAAUGCUACAUGUCCUUAACACAGCCAAUAACCUUGAUGUACCCACAUUUGUAUCCUUUCUUAAAGAAGUUGACUCACCAUAUGAGGUGCAUGAUUACAUCCGUGCUUACCUGGGUGACACCCCAGAGGCCAAAGAGUUUGCCAAGCAGUUCCUGGAGCGUCGUGCCAAACAAAAGGCCAACCAACAAAGACAACAACAACAGCAGUUAACAAAGGAACUUUUGAGCCUCACUGGGAACCUCGCUCUGCAGCCUGACAGGUUACAGGACUCCAUCUGGGGAAUCGGUUCAAACAGCCUACAGUCACUCUUCCAGGGUAAUCACAACAGUGCACAGCAAUCGUCUUACGAGAGCUCGCAAGCUGGGAAAAAGAAAAAGAAGCAAAAGAUGGUGCGGGCUGAUCCUAGUAUCCUGGGCUUUUCUGUGAAUGCAUCAUCAGAGCGACUGAACAUGGGAGAAAUAGAGACAAUGGAUGACUUUUAAACAAGGUUUAAAAACAAACGAUAUUCCUAAAAGCUGCCUUUGACUCCUACUCGACCGUACCUGGAACAUGCUUCAUGGCAGGUGGUCACAGUGAUGGAUCCAGGAUCUCCGCUCCCUCUGCUGGCAAGAAGUGUGAAAUUCACUUAAUUUUUUUGGUGAAUCCUCUGGGUACUUCUGUUCUUCAUUGGAUGAAGCACCUUAAUAACCAUGCACUUUAUUAGACGUUGUACAUAGACUGAAACUGGAGGUUUUCUUGAAUUUAAAAAAGUUCCUUUUUUGGAAAUAUAUCUGCAAAACACUGUUACUGUUCUUUUUUUUUUAAAUGUUUUUUUUGAAAGGAUGUGGAGCCUGAAGAAAUGCACUUAGAGACUGAAUCCAGAACUGGAACUUUUGGUGUGCUAUAAUUUGGACAAUGUGAUUGCAAGUUUGGGUCCCUACCUAAAAUAAAAGGAGAGGCGAACAAAGAGAGUGAGGAGAGAGAGAUAGGGAAACCCAGGCAUCAGGAGGCCACUUUCUGAGUUUUACUUUGGUUGCACACACAGCACCAAGCUACAUUGGACUUAACUAGACAGCACUGCGCGAGUGUGGACUUUCAGCGUUUUCGUGGUGCUCUAUACAAGGAAUGUAAAAAAAUAAAUAAUAAAUAAGUACUUGGACAGGGUGGUUCAAGUGGACUGCUGCGUUGACAGCUUCUUUUGGUUGGUUUUGUUUCUUAAAAACAAGCAGCUAUUGCGGCCCCACACCCCAAACAUGGCAUGCCUCGACACACUGCCCUGGCCCUACUUCUGUUAAUCUAGCUAUCCAACUCCCUAGCGAAACGAAAGCAGAACUUGAUGGCCAGAACUGCCACAGCAGACCCAGAAUCGGGGGUUGGAACUAAUGGACGAGAGGAAAGGAUUGAAAACGGUGACAGCCUACGUUCUGCCCAACAUUGUUUGGGAGGUGACGAGACAGCAGCAAACCCAGGAUUUGCCUUGCCGCCAACACCAUCCCCCAUCCCAAACAAAGAAGAAUUGACCGGACAGCACUGCAACAGCAGUAUGCUCAUCGCCACUGUUGAUAUGGGACCAUUUCAGACUGACUUGUGCAUGUGUUUUUAAAAGGUGCAGGUCAUUAUAUUUCAUCUGGUGUUUUUUCCCUUCCAAAUUUCUGUUCCCCAUAAAAGUUGAUUCAGAAUUGGUUAUAAUAGGAUACAUCUCUACAGAGAGUUUGCUGCUUUAGUUUUGAUCUCUAGCAGAGUGGCUCCAAUUACAAUAAUGCUUUUAUCCUCCCACUUACUUUACAAAUUCCUUUCUCGCACCAACCCACACCUUGUCUUAAAGCUUUUGAGAAACAUGGUCAUUCAGAAGUAAAAUCCAGUGAGGCGAGGCAGACCUGUGCAGUAUUUGUUUCACAAGUCAGCUCUCCAUUGGAAGAUUGGCAUCCCACCUGUGUUUUAUCUUGUGGCUGUACAGGGGUAAAGGCUAUCACUGUCUCUCUUUGUCUAAGAAGUGUAAAAAUUGCUAGUAAAUACCUUAACCUCCUACCUGCUGUCUCCUCUGUGCUUAGCUGAGAAACUGCAGCAUUUAACCUAGUGAGCUAUCCAUGAUGGACUAUCCUGGGUCGCAGUGUGUACCCAUUUACUUGGCUAAACUACUUGAAGCUUUGGAAGGAGGUGGUUUCAGCUAGGGCUACCUGCUGCUUGAUAGCUCUCUGACAACAUUUAUGUGGUGAUCAGAUGGAACUAAGUUAAUGGUUGCCUCUGGCCUUGUAGCCUGAGUGUGGGUGCGAAGGUCAGGAGGAAUGAGCCUUUGUAAUAAAUAUCCUUAGGGAGUAGGGCUGUUAGCUGUUUAAAUGGUAUCUCUACAACAGACAGAGACCUGACAGGACAUGAGGAGAAUGGAGAGCGUGGUGAGUUUUGCCAGUUAUCAGGCAUAACUCAUCUGUGGUUACAAUGUCAUUGAUUGAAUGUAACCGUAAAGACCAGUUCAGUAUUACCUGUGAUAAACCUCAAGUGUACUUUUCCCAAUUCAGUGAGUGCAUCUCUAUACUGCUGCCUUGAAAUCUGUGAUUGCAACUUGCUUCUCUUGCUCAUCCCAAAUCCCUGUCACAUUCCUUGGCAGGAAGGAUUCACACCAACCUCCCAUUGUGGAGAACCAUUAAAAUAGGAAUGAGCCAGCCUACUGUACGUGAAGGAGAUAAACCGCGGUUCCAUGUCCAUUCAGGAUACUGUGAACGAGAACCUCGGGGACCAAGAACUGUCAGGUCACAUGAGUUGCCAGAGUGCUGCUGCUGUUCAUACAGGCACAAUCUCUCCAUUGCCUUAACAAGAAUGCGAGUGCUCAUUGUGCUACUCCUCCUCAUGCCCUCAUCUCUUGAUUCACCUCCCCUGCUGCUCCUGUUAGUGGAUGCCAGCAGCAGCCUAGAUCAGGAAGCAGAGUGAUAGACUUGUUGGUGCACCUGUAACUUCCUUUCUCUGGGUGGGAAUUUCUAAAGUGCAUUUAGCCUGAUUUGGGGUUUCUGCUUGUGUGUGAUUCUUUUGUUUUAGAUUGUGUUGGAAGCCUUUUUUAAGUUUUUAAAAGAAGCUACCUUUAUGCAAGCAACUAAACAUUGUAAGUUAACCCUUAAAAAUAGACUUUUUAAAGUGAUAAAUGUUGCUAAAACAUAAGGAAGGUACUGCAGCUUUAAUUGAAUAGGACGUGGUGCGAUAGUGGAGCUGCCCUUGAGAAUGUAGUUUUGAACAGUGCGAUUUAAUUUUAAACACUCUCUCAUUGCCAAGUUUGGCACUGCCUUGAUCACUCAUGGCGAGCAUAAUCCAUUCAAAGGGUGCAAGCACUGGGACUGGGCAAGGUUGUAACACUGGUCCUUUGCUCUUGCAUGUGUUUGAGUAGAACCUAUAUUGGGAUGAGGCAAGUGUCCAACCUGCCUGUACCUCCCCCUCAUCUCUCCAUUUAUACGGAACACUCGUGAAUCCAGUGCUGUCACAGAAAGAUUGUUUAGGUCGCACAACUAAAGUGGUCCCUUCAAAUGUUCAUCUGUUUCUUGACCCAGUUUACCUCUUCAUUUCUCCCCCCCCACAACCUACUCCAUAUAUCUCUCUGCUAUAGUAAGGAUGAGUCCUUGGUUUAACUUGAGUGUUUUCCCCAAGGUGAGGGAUGGAGUUUUGCAGAUUUGGGAAUAACGCACAAUAUUUCUGUCUCAGGAGAGGUCUUGAAACAAGAGUUACUGCAUCACCUCUAAUCCACUGAUGGUGUUAUAUUAUUGCCCUCUCCUUGACAUUUUUUUAAAAAUAGUAUAAAUCAUGUGGUUUGGUCGAGUUGGUGACUCUAGUUUAAUUAAAUGGAGGCUUCAGUGUUGCCAUUAAGCUGGUUGAUUGUCGCUUGUACAUUGAAAUGUUGAUGUACAAUGCUCUUAAUUCAUUCCAUUCCACCAACCAUAACCAAUCCACAUCUACCAGUAUUUCACCCAAUUGUUGUACAACUCCAGACUUUUUUCUCCAGAAACAGCUCGGAUGGUGCAAAGGAAUGUAUAAUUGGUUUGUUUACUGUUCCUCUCAAGUUAAACGGGAUAGUUGGAAGAGUUACCCUGAUGGGGUAGCUUGUGGCUUUAUGGAAACUUUAUGCUCCCCUGCCCCCCAGCAUUGCUGCAAACCUGGUGGCAGCACUGACAUCACCACAACUGGAAACCCCUUGAGGUUUAUGGAAAGAUGAGCAUAGGAUAAACCCAUCAACUGCUGCACAGGUCACGAUUUGAGGUGCUGCACUGACUACCGGCCCCAGUAAAAACCCUGAUGAUAGCGGUUGUGCAUUGAUCUGGGCUCAGCUAUGCUGCUUUUUUUAAAAAAAAAAAUGCUGAUUCAUUUUGUACUCUGUUGUGUUCAACUAUUUUUGAAUAGGACAAUGAUCGUGGAACUGAUGAGCCAGAAGCUCAUCCAAGGCUGUUACUCGAUCAGAUAUGAAGCACCACUCGUUACAUAAGCUAAUUUAAAUCUGCACUCUUCUCGGGUGUGGAAGUGUGUAUUUUAAACUGUCUAGUUUUUGCGCCAUGCCACAUUGUUUUCUGGUGUACAUCCAGGAAUCUGGCAGAUGAAGGACUUAUUUUUGUGUUUGUUUGGGGGAGGGGGAUGUGAAUACAAGUUUGACUUAUUGCACAGGCCUGUGGUGAUUUUACUUUUACCAACAAUUAUCUGUCAUGGAUACUGGGGGGUACAGUGUAUAAUGUAAUUUUUAAAACAUGUUGUGCAUAGUCUCUGAGCUUUGUAGAUAUUUUGCUUACAUCUCUGCUGUAUGAUAACUUGUAUUUUUUUUCCAUCGGAAGGCCCGCUACAGAGUUAAACCCCUCUCUACUUAACAAGAAACUCCCCCCUCCUCCAGAGAGUAGGGAACCCUGUGAAUACUGCCUUUUCACAUGUCUUUCAAAGCUUUGCAUUCUUUUGUGGAUCUGAUGGGGGUGUGAGGGGGGGUUGGGAGGGGAGGACAAGUAAAAAC
Messenger RNA from Stegostoma tigrinum, 8982 nucleotides. Its product is annotated as GRB10-interacting GYF protein 2-like. Gene Ontology annotation, molecular function: protein binding. The record is from RefSeq and is a predicted model, not a curated record. Bases 716 to 4516 code for a protein of 1266 amino acids. Lineage: Eukaryota; Metazoa; Chordata; Chondrichthyes; Orectolobiformes; Stegostomatidae. The transcript is spliced from 35 exons.